Messenger RNA from Schistocerca cancellata (South American locust), 1035 nucleotides. RefSeq lists its product as uncharacterized. Gene Ontology annotation, molecular function: monocarboxylic acid transmembrane transporter activity. The record is from RefSeq and is a predicted model, not a curated record. Lineage: Eukaryota; Metazoa; Arthropoda; Insecta; Orthoptera; Acrididae. The transcript has 4 exons. Gene Ontology annotation, biological process: monocarboxylic acid transport; transmembrane transport. The coding region runs from base 1 to 1035 and encodes 344 amino acids.
AUGCUCAACGACGAUCAGCAGCACCAGACUGAUGGGAAUCGCGAAGAGCAUCAGAGUGAGGAGGAGGAGGAGGAGCAGGAGGAAGAGGAUAAGCAGAUGAGGCCAGAGCAGCAUGAGACCGAGAAGCUGCUGGCCACAGAAGAAGAGAGGGCUCGCGCGGCGUCGCCUGAACAGCAGCAGCAGCAGCCGCCACAGCAGGGGGGUGCGGUGGACGGCGGGCAGCCGCCGGCUCCAGAUGGGGGCUGGGGGUGGGUCGUGGCCGCCGCAGUUGCCUUCUGUUGUGUGGUGAUGCUGACGGCUGCGAUGUCGUUCCCCUUCGUCUUCGCAGACUAUCUGGAGCAGAUCGGUCACGGCACGGAGGCCAUGACUACUCUCACCAGUAUAUGCAUGUCCAUUUCCUCAUUCUCCGGUAUUGGCCUGGGGCUGGUGAUGCCCGCGGCCUUCACGUGCUUCAACAGCUACUUCGAGCGCAGGAGGACGUUCGCCAUGGGCCUGGUGCAGCUGGCGGUCGGUCUGGGCACGGUCGGCAUCCCGUUCAUGGCUCAGCAGCUGGUCGCCGCCAUAGGCUUCAGGGCCACGCAGGGCGUGCUGUGCGCCAUCAGCGCCUUGGUGUUUCCUGGAAUUGCAGUGAUGAGGCCAAUUAAACACGCGGAAAAGCGUGAGGACUAUGGAAGCAAGCUGAACUCCGCGUCACAAAACGGUAAAACAGUGGAAAAUUUCGCAGAAAAGGAGACCGAUACCAAAAAUGGUGAGACGGUAGAUUACACAGACAGGAAUAUCAUUAACCCACAGAAGAUGAAACCUGAAAAUCAUAAUAGCUAUGAUGCUUUGGGCAACGACGCCAAAUUCACAGAAAAAGAAAAGCAAGGUUUUCUGGAAAAGGAAGCAAACCUUACGGACGAGAACAGCGGCAGCAAGAAGGUUCAGCGCAAAGACGCCAGAUGGCAGCCACGAGUCUCCGUCACCAGUGUUUCCAGCCUGCCAUUCCCAGACGCUGUGGUCACCACGCCCAAGAAAGCGUCUAAAAGGUUCUAA